Messenger RNA from Acanthamoeba castellanii str. Neff, 1587 nucleotides. RefSeq lists its product as uncharacterized. The transcript has 3 exons. Bases 1 to 1587 code for a protein of 528 amino acids. Lineage: Eukaryota; Discosea; Longamoebia; Acanthamoebidae. The record is from RefSeq and is a predicted model, not a curated record.
AUGGCCGCUUCCCAUAUGCUGCCCCCGAGCGGCAAUCAGCUCGACUUCCUCUUCUACGCCGAUCAGCUGCUGAACACCUUCGCCACGACGAAGAACAGCAACGGCGACGUGGUGCUGAGUGGCAAGACUCGCGACCUGAUGGAAUUCCUCCCUAAUGACACGGAGAGCCUUCCUGGCGUUCCAGCUUCGUUCCCCCAUUCCGACUUCCUGCCUCCUGCUCAUUCCCUCCCAUUCAGCGCUUCCCAAUUCAUGUCCAACUACGGCCAUUCGGACGCCCAAUCAGAGGACAUGUGGGGUCUCUCCUCGGCCCACCACCCCUCCAAGACCUCCCAGCACACUUCGUCGCAGCUCCCUUACCAGGGCUACUCGAGUACUCAGCAUCGCCACCAGCUGCCCGCGAUCGUCAAGCAGCAGGAGUGGAGGCUGUGCGUCAAGGCGCCUACUCUGGGAACCUUCUACCUCUUCACCGAUCCUGAGAAGACGGUGGCCGAGAUGAUUCCCGACAUCGAGUCCAAGAUCCUGGAGCUCUACCAUGUCUUCGUCAGCGUUCACCUGCUCCAGAACGACCACGGCAUCGACCUUCCGUUCUCCUGCACCAUCUCGUCGGUUCUCGAGGAUCGCGCCCUCAUCUGCGUUCAGUACAUGCGCGCCGCCGACGCUACGGCUGGAUCAACGCUUGGUGGUUGUCAUCAGCAGCAGCAAAACUACCACCAGCACUCGCUCUCCAGCCACUCGGCGACCGAGGAGGCCUCUCCCUCGGCCAGGUCGCCUCACAGCAGCCCGCACUCGUCCCACACCCACUCGCCCGCCUCGGUCGCUUCCCCUUGCUCGCCCGCGUCUUCCGCCCAGUCCGCCCCGCACUCGCCCUUCCUUCAUGGCAACUCGCCGCAACAUUCGUCGACGGGCAGCGCACCCACAAGCCCCAGCUCGCCUAGUGAGAGUCAGCCGGACACAGGCAUGCGGUUCAGGGAGCCGCCGCCGUCCAAGGUGCUGCAGAACAAGGAGUUCAGCUUCACUGUCUCUGUCAAGAACUUGAAGAACAUCUUCACCGCGUUCAACAAUCCGCUCGCCUACGCCGGUCACCAGGUGGGCAAUGACGCCGACUCGGGCGCCUACUGCGCUCCCGCCGCGUCCACCACACGCAACCCGUGGGGCGCCCCCGUUCCGAUGCCCAUGGAUGACGGCGAAGAGGAGGGCGGUAGCAGCUUCAGCAACUUCGAGAUCCCCAUCGACGUCGUGGUCGAGGAGGAGGGCGGCGGCAUUCUUCACCCUCGCGAUUACAGGAUCAGGUGUUCGGUUCUCGACAAGCAAGAAGGGCUCUACGUCUUCUUCGUCAAGCUGAAAAAGAAUUCGCACUACGGACGCACGCGCUUCAUCAUCAAGAUCAGGAGGAAGCAACCGACGAAGCAAGAGCGCAAUCUCGAGUACCUCGAAACGGCGCUUCUCCACAACAGCAACAAGGACGGACAGCUGAGGCUCGGCAACGACCAAGGCGCGAGAGGGGACCUGCUGGUGUCGCAUCCAAUCGUGGUCAUCUCCAAGGAAAGAAAGACCAAGCGCAAGCGCGGUAAGCCCGAACAAAACUAG